AUGGAAGCGCCUCACGCAACGGAUUCAGCUGAGACGGUGGACCCGACUGAUAACAACAACUCAGGAAGCCAGAAAAACACUCUCCGAUCAAAACUUACCCGCGUAUAUAGCUUGAUGAACGACUUGAACCUCACUCCAAAAGACUUCCUGAUUGGAUUUUUACGUGAUGAAGACAUCCAGUUUGCAAUCCAUCGCAGGUUCUGGGCAACUCAAACGGGAUGGCGCACAACCGUCAAUGUUGUACAUGCAAUUCGAGACCUUGUCUGCAAGAAGAAUACCGGAAAGAAACUCUGGAAUGACCUCAUUCUGUCUGAGGCAUCACAAAUUGUAGAGGUUCAAAAACCACCUGCACGCGCAAAAAACUACUACAGUUCAGGCAGCAUAAAGCCAGAGCUCCUCACCGAUGAAACUGACAGAGAAAUCCGUGAAAAACACUUAGUCGAGGACUACAUGCCCUUUCUGUUCCAAUUAAUUUCUCAUAAGCUCAGCAAAACUGUGGCUGAACCAUUUCCAUCAAAAAUCUUCAAACCCAGCAAACCAGACAACGACAUCGACAGUGACAGUGGAUUUGACAGCGACAAAUCCAAUGGCGAAGAUGACAAAGAUUCCCAACCUCAAGCCAAGAAACUUUGCCUGUUGCGAAAAAACCGAGUAUAUGUGGUCUCCAGAACUAUAUGUAGCAUGAUUGCUUUUGUGCUUAAUCGGCGUGACAAUUCAGCGCAGCUUGCAAAUUCUUUAUCGGUCUUGGCAUGCGGAGUGAGCAACCGAGUGAACAAAUACCUUCACUACAUUGGCCUUACGUCCUCGCGAAGAACCGCCCACAGAUCGUUGAAGGAGUUGGGUUUGAGAGCCGAGGACAAUAUAGCUGAAAAACUCUCGAAUUCCGAAAACGAUCCAAUCGCACCCUUCAUUUGUAUAGACAAUCUUGAUUUCGAGGAACGUAUACAUACAAAGUCGGUUGGAAACGAUAGCCACACGUUCCAUGGAACGUGGGGCUAUAUUCAUCGACUAAAUUCUGACCUUCUCACUUCAGUUCCAGCGGCCGAUCUAACUCUUGAAAGCUACAUUUUGGCGAUGGAGAAGAUCCAAGAUGUUCAAGUUUCUCCAUCUAUGCUCCUUGGAUCCGAAAAAGAAGAAGAACACUGGGACCUUGUCUUGAGAAGCCAGAUUGCCAAAGUACUACUCGAGCAUAUUGCAUCCCCAUCAGACAAGACUGUAAAGAUUCAUACAUCUCCACCAGUCAUUGAUGAAAUUUCAAACGAAAAGCCAGAUAUUACAAUGCUAAAACUGAUGAUUGCAUCAGACAACUCAGCCCAAGGAAUCGGAGAAGUGUGUGCCGGUAUCAUUGAGCAAUCCAAUCUCAAGCCACACGAUUUUUUCAAUCGACUACAAGUUCUCGAUGGUGAUUUAGGCAGCUGCUCAAACGUUCUCAGUCUCCGAAACCAACGAGUACCAGGUAUGAAUGAGAUCGAUAGUCUUUCAAACUUGCUCACUCUCCUAGGUGGUUCACACACCCUAUGGAAUAUCGGACUGGCCAUACUUGAAUUGCAUUAUGGAAACACAUCCGAUUCACGUGAUUGUGGCGCUUGGCGAUGGCUUGAUGGACUUGGUAUCCCAUUUAGUAAGUCUCUUGACAAGAAAGACUUCACUUUGAUGAUUUCAAACAUGGAAAAAAUCCAUGAGGCAACUAUUCUGCACUGCAUCAUGCUUGUGAUGGGUAUUCAAGAUCGAUCGUUGGAAGACGAGCUUGUUCAGAUACCAAGUCAACGGAUCGAACAUAUUGUUGAAUUAACAGUUGAACUGUUCUUUAGUGCUCAAGCGAAGUUGGCUGCAAGCAAAUUAGAAUCACACAAGCUUUCAAAUCUCCUCAGACGACUCAGCGACUUUGCUUCAAUCGUCGAAGGCAAUCGGGCAAUGAAAUCAGGUGACAUUGGCAGAGUAAUGAACAUGUGGAAAAGGUGGUCGGUCAUUGCAAUUGGAGUGAAGAAACUUCGACAAUAUUCGAUUCAACUUCCCCGCAUGAUCAUUCUAAUAAAUGAGAUCUUACCACGUGGUCUAGCAAAAGUCAUCCUUCAUUCCCUCUUUGUCGCUCCUGGUGGAAGGCAACAUCACUUUGUUGCAAAGGAUCAUUUCCUCGAAAACCAAAACUAUUGGCUAAAGUACUUUUUUAACCACACUGGAAAAGGAACGGAAAUAGAUAGACUGAAGGAUGUAUUCUCUGUAAAUGUAACUUUGGAACUGUUAAGAGUCAUCAAUCACACCAUAAUCGAAUUGAUCUCAAAUCUAUGA
Messenger RNA from Puccinia graminis f. sp. tritici CRL 75-36-700-3, 2289 nucleotides. RefSeq lists its product as uncharacterized. Bases 1 to 2289 code for a protein of 762 amino acids. The record is from RefSeq and is a predicted model, not a curated record. NCBI's taxonomy places the organism in Eukaryota, Fungi, Basidiomycota, Pucciniomycetes, Pucciniales, Pucciniaceae. The transcript is spliced from 5 exons.